Messenger RNA from Peronospora matthiolae, 1272 nucleotides. The record is from the annotation of a GenBank genome assembly. NCBI's taxonomy places the organism in Eukaryota, Oomycota, Peronosporomycetes, Peronosporales, Peronosporaceae.
AUGAAGCAGGAAGCUCAACAUGAUUUGGCCAAGGAGCUCUCCCCCGAAGAAACUGCUGCUCUUUUGACCAUGAGCGACUCCUUUGUUCAGGAAACGGUUCACAUGUCGAGACACUACGUCGGCUGUGCACGUCAUCCUAAUGUGGUCGAUUCUACCCGCUGGAAACGAGUUGCUCGAUUUCGAAACCUCUGCAUGUACGAAGAACGUCGUAAACGAUGGAGUCCUGGCAGCACCAAUCGUAACAGUACGCGAAAACUUGGUUCACGGUUGGCAGAUUAUGACGUUGCAGCUGACGACGUGAGGUUGUUACCGGCUACGUUACUAGUUGGUACCUUCCCGGGGGACCUUGAGUCCGUGAUGUUUGGACUGCAGAGCUGUACGGAAGAUGCCACUCGCCUGCGAGCAUCGUGUCUAGGGGACAAUAUUGUGGAUGAACGGUUGCUAGUUGCUCCGCUGGAAUCAUCAGGUGUUGAAGAUCCAUUGCACUCGUGCACUCUCAGGUGGCGAGGAUUGCGGUAUGGUGCUGCCUUAGCCUCCGGAACGAUCUUCCGCUCGCGAUCAAUGGAGACUGUAUACAUUGAAUCGACUGGCAUCACGCGACUUGAUGACGGCGAGCGAGUCGGCUACGAACUGCUUCAGUCCGUUACAGUCCCUGAUCUUGACGGUACUGGUCGACUCGAGAGGAAGCAAGCCGUCAUCUCGUUCUGCUACGUCUAUCGUCAACCCUCUCCGGAUGUGGUGGAAGUCUUCAUGCUAGGCUCGACUUCUCGUGACGGCAUCUUGCUUGGUGGAGCCUUGGCCAAAAUGCACAGUCUGCAUCGAGUUAUGCGUUGUGCAGAGCUCAAGAAACUCGCGUGGCUCUUGAACUCAAGUAACCCGACAUUGUCAAAUUCGAAAGGAGGUGGGUGCUGUGCCGAGUGCUUCCGCUCCUUCAGUCGCUGGCCACAUCGAGCCGAACGACAAUGCAGUGCCUGUGAUGAACGGGUCUGUGCUAGCUGCACAGCCUACCGACAAAUGCGGUUCGCCCAACCGUGUCGCCGGAAAGUCACGUCUGCCAAGCUCGCUUUCUGUGGUCGAUGUCUCCAACGGGCUGAAGAGACAAGUCCCGUGAUGAUUGCCGUCUUUGAAGCGAUAGAAGAUGGCAAACACUUGAGCAGGAGCCAUUUCGACACGAUCGAUAGUUCCCAACCACCGCUAUCCCAUUCCUUAAAUUGGAGCAAAAAUUGUCUUGAGAUCGAUGACGAGCUGGUCAUGACUAUCCUGGGCGACUAA